GGAUGGAUCACUAUUUUAACUGUAUGGAAACAAUCGCCAAAGCGAGUCAGACGUCAUCUCGGAUAAGGUUCACGUUGCAGGAUACUAUAGACCUGAGGUUGCAAAACUGGGUGCCUCGAAGAGCCGACCUGAGUCCAAAGACCAUCGAGCAGAUCCACAUGGAGCCAACGAUUGAAGAGCAGGAGGAGCAGAGAAACCUGCAGCAGCAACUGUUCUCCAAGGACACCAAGAGACAGCCAGAUCCAGAGGAGCAGGAAGAUCAGCUCACACAGGGGGAGGAGACCUGGAACACCUACGACCCUAGCAAGAUGCCAAAGUUCUGCAAGCCUCAAAUGGAAGAGAACACCUAUUUGGGCCCCCCGUCUCAAGUCACAUGGGUGAAGGGCUCUAGUGGAGGAGCCAAGGCCAUUGACUCAGAUGAAGCUCCAGAAGUGCAGCCAGUUGGUGAGAGGUCUUCCUCACCUGGGCUUAUGCAGCCUGAAGCCCCCGUGGAGAGACUGGAAGCUCAGUCCACUCCUCCCACAAGUGAACCGGAGCUUCCCCUCCCCUCCACGCUCAGCACACUUGUCAAUCUCCCACUCCGGAAGUCCAGGACUGAGAUGGAGACAGCGGCCCAUGAGCCAUCUCUCAUGCCCCCCGCUGCACUCCAGCCCCAGGCCUCUAGUCCUACUGACAGAGAAGUCUCCUCUGAAACUGUGGCUUCUGACAUGAGGCCACAGGUUCCCACUCCUCCUCAGACACCAGACUCUGACGCCAGGAAAACUCUGGAAAGUUCAGAGGAGCUGCUGGAGAGUCCAACCCCACAGCGUGUCACCCAGGACCCUGCACCUGAGCCAGAGACUAGCAGAGCUCCAGAGCCUGUGAAACCUGAGACUGUUGUCCAGAUGACAGAGAAACCUGCUCGGUCUGCUGAGAUGAUCAAAAGGAAGUCCAUCCUUGAGGAGUUCCUGCACAUGAACAAUUCAAAGUCGGACACCUGCAGCUCUGAGGCGACCGUGUCUGAAAGAAGCUGGUCUCCCGGGGUGCUGACACAUCAGAUGCAGAGACACCUGCUGGAGGACAUGGCCAGUGAAAAGAAGAUCUUCAACUGUGUGAAGGAGAAGCUGGUUAGGUCUCACAUGAGCUCGUCUCACUACCUGAGGGAGUUGAUGACGGCAGUGUGUAAGGCAGCAGUGAAAGAAAACACCAACUGUCGCGUGCACACAGCCCUGAUUCAGAAGAGAAUGCCUUUAUAUCUCAACUACCGUAGCUCACAGAGUGAGCGACAGCGGCAUGCUCUUCAGGAACUUCAGGCGCUGAUCGUCACCCUCGAUCAGCCUCCAAACCUCCUCCGGAUUUUCUUUGAAUGUCUGAAACACCAGGAUGUCAUCUCCGUGGACGCGUCCUUCAAGUGGGGGACGAGCGAAGACCCGGCCGAGCAGCUGGGUAAGGGCGUGGCUCUGAAGACCAUCACGGCCUUCUUUCACCUGGCUGCGGGAGGUGGAGUCCGAAGACAAUUGACGAGGGGAGACCCCCGGGGGACAUCGUUUUUUAAGGACUGCAAAUAUUGUAAUUCAAAAACAUUAAAGACAAUAAAAAGUAUUUAAAAA
Messenger RNA from Platichthys flesus (European flounder), 1589 nucleotides. Its product is annotated as eukaryotic translation initiation factor 4 gamma 3-like. The coding region runs from base 3 to 1586 and encodes 527 amino acids. The record is from RefSeq and is a predicted model, not a curated record. The transcript has 11 exons. Gene Ontology annotation, cellular component: eukaryotic translation initiation factor 4F complex. Lineage: Eukaryota; Metazoa; Chordata; Actinopteri; Pleuronectiformes; Pleuronectidae. Gene Ontology annotation, molecular function: mRNA binding; translation initiation factor activity.